Messenger RNA from Lagopus muta (rock ptarmigan), 1390 nucleotides. RefSeq names its product adipogenesis associated Mth938 domain containing (gene AAMDC). The transcript has 5 exons. Gene Ontology annotation, biological process: positive regulation of fat cell differentiation. Bases 192 to 560 code for a protein of 122 amino acids. The record is from RefSeq and is a predicted model, not a curated record. Lineage: Eukaryota; Metazoa; Chordata; Aves; Galliformes; Phasianidae. Gene Ontology annotation, cellular component: cytoplasm.
CGGCAGGCGACGUUGGCCAAUGAGGGGGCGGUAGGCGGGGCUUGGCGCUCCCCACCCGCGUGAGGCCGAGGUGGCGGUUUUUGGGGUCGGGGUCGCGCGGGUGGCGGUUCAGAAGGCCAUUACCUUCCAGACGCAGCAGCUGGCAGCUGUGCUAAUCUAAAGCAUUUCCAAGACUUUGGUUCAACUCAGCAAUGUCUUCCCCUGAAAUUGCUUCCCUUUCCUGGGGGCAGAUGAAGGUGAAAGGCUGCUCUACAACAUACAAGGACUGCAAAGUGUGGCCGGGAGGAAGUCGGACCUGGGAUUGGAGAGAAACUGGCACUAGUCAUUCUCCAGGAGUGCAGCCUGCUGACCUUGAAGAAGUUGUCAAGAAGGGUGUUAAAACUCUCGUCAUUGGCCGUGGCAUGAGCGAGGCUCUGCAGGUUCCUCCGUCUACUGUGGACUACCUUAAGAAGAACGGGAUCGAUGUGUUGGUGUUGCAGACGGAGAAGGCAGUGCAAGAGUACAAUGCCCUGGCUGCUCAGGGCGUCAAAGUGGGGGGAGUCUUCCACUCAACGUGCUGAAGCAGCGCCGCUCUGCAGCCCGCCCUGACCUCAGCCAGCGCCGGGCGCGCCUCGGCUGCAUCGAAUUACAGCCGGCGCAGCGGGGAGCUGCGUGCCAGUGCAUUAAUGUGCGCUGCACAGCUAAAACGCGAGGGCACUGUAUGAGUUCAGGGUUUAAACAGAGUGCUGUUAAUGAAAGCUUUUAACUGCAGAACAAUUUGCAUACGAUCUUGGGACUGACCUAAUCUUCCUCUGUAGACUGCGUGCGUUCUGGUUACUUUUGGGCUAAAUUCAUGAACUCUGGUUGAUUUUUUGGCUAAAUUAAGACACUAAGUUGUGAAUGCUUUCAUUAGGAAAUGGUGCAGAAUUACAUUAUCAGUUACUGCAGCGUAGCCAGAAAAUAUCUGAUAAUGACAGUCAAGUGGUAGCUAUGAAGUGGUGGCAAAGGAUCACUUUAUAAAUGAGUUCAAUAAAACAAAACACAAGGCAGCCCCGAGCAACAGCUCUGCCUCCUGCUGGUGAACUCGCUCAGGGUAUCACUUGACACUUCUCUUUACACGGGACAUAGAAAAAGCUGCCUACAGGGAAGGAACAGAACCUGUGCCUUGAAGAUUUUUAUCACUAAUUGAAAUGUGAAUGUCGAGUUGUGGAAUAUGUAUGUGUGUGAAGCUCCCUACCUGCUUAAAAUGAUCAGGAAGAUCUGUCACAGAAUUGCUUGUAGGAAAUCAGUCUAAGUUGUUGCUAGCAAGCUGGGGACAGAGGUAGAAUUCCUACCCAGCAGUAGCUGCUAAUGUAAACAUGACAAGUGUGUUGUUACACUGAAAAAAAUUAAAAUUCUUUUAGUUGCUGUU